AUGCCGGCUGCCGCAGUCAAGACGCCCGCCUCGGAGACGGAGGCUGGGGGAGAAGGAGGAGGAGGAGGCGGUGGAGGGGACGGUCAUCGCGUCACGGCGCCCCAGUGGGAGGCGUCGGGGCCGGGCCGAGCGGAGAGACCGCCGCUCCCGUCGCUCAAGGUGUCGCGGGAACUGCUGAGGAGCUUCCCACACUCCAAGAGGGUGGGGUCCUACCUGGUGGGCAAGAUGAUCAACAAGGGCUCCUUCGCCAAGGUGAUGGAGGGGCUGCACAUCGGCACCGGAGAGAAGGUGGCCAUCAAGGUGAUUGACAAGAAGAAGGCGCGUCUGGACUCCUAUGUGCUCAAGAACAUGAAGAGGGAGCCACGCAUCCACCAGAUGGUCCGGCAUCCACACAUCGUGGUUCUGCUGGAGACCCUUGAAACGGAGAACAGCUACUACAUGGCCAUGGAGCUGUGCGUCGGGGGCGACCUGAUGGACAGAAUCUGCGAGCGGAAGAGGCUGGAGGAGCGGGAGGUGCGGCGCUACACCCGGCAGAUCCUCUCCGGCGUGGAGCACCUCCACCAGCACGGCAUCGUGCACAGAGAUCUGAAGAUUGAGAACUUCCUCCUGGACGAGCAUAACAAUAUCAAGAUUGUGGACUUUGGUCUGAGCAACACUCUGAAAGCGGAGUCUCUGUCUCUGGAUCUUCUUAACACCCAGUGUGGAAGUCCCGCCUACGCUGCCCCGGAACUGCUGGCUCACAGGAAGUACGGCCCCAAAGUGGACGUCUGGUCCGUGGGUGUAAGCAUGUUUGCCAUGCUCACGGGGACUCUGCCCUUCAUGGUGGAGCCGUUCAACAUCAAACAGCUGCACCAGAAGAUGGUCAACGGAGAGAUCAGUGCCAUACCCAACGACGUCAGCAAAGGGGCCGUGGGGUUCGUCCUGUCUCUGCUGGAGGCCGACCCGGCCAAGAGACCCAGCAUCCGAGCCGCCAUGGAGGAGAGAUGGCUCAACGAGGGAUACGCCAAGAAGCCCCUGCUGUCGCUCUUUCAUAAGAACAGGCUGAGUGCAGAGGAGCUGAACUCGUCAGUGGUGACCUACAUGACGGAGACGCUGGGCUACUCCGUGGCGGACGUCCUGCACACGCUCACCAACAACAGGCCAUCCUCCAUCAUGGCCUCCUACCACCUGCUGCUCAACAAGCUCUGCAGGGGCCAGAAGGCCGAGAGAAAACCGAACAAGAAGCGCAACGGCAACGAGGGAAGCCUGCCCAGUACAAACACAUGGAGGGGCAGGAAGGGUAGUGGAUCCAAGACUCAACCACAGAAGGAGGCGGCCGGCGAGAACGUCAACCAUCAGCCCGCCUUCCGCCCGCUGAGGAGUCAGAACCAGCGGAGGAGGAGCGGAGACCCCUUCAGGAGGGACCAGGGGGGAGACGAUGAGGAGAACCGGCCCCCCUUCUCCCCGCCCCCGGCUCCUCCCCUGGCCGGAGAAGGCGGGAUCUCAGACGAGGAGGUCGCCAUCACCGUGGACACCAGGGAGCUGGUGUUUCCUAAAGUGUCCAUGUUCGGGGACAGGGAGCUGGUCCAUCUCUCCCCGCCCAAAAACUCUGCCACCAAGCUCUGUGACUCCGCCCCCUGCCAAGUCCUCGACACCAGCGAGCCGACGCCAGACGCCAGCAGCAGCGCCGCCAGAUCCCACGCCCGACCCCCCCACCUGCUGCGGACCACCCACUCGGACGGCGCCACGGACCCCCGCGGGGAGGCGGGUUACCACGACAACCGUCACCCGGACAACCACAGCCGCCGCCUGAGCGGCAGCGAGCGGCUGGAGAAGCUGCAGACUUUCUACUCGUCGGAAAAGGCGGGAAUAUCUCCCAGGAUGCUCCUGGAGGCCGACGUCAAAGCCCCGUUCGACCCGGAGCGGGGGGGCCGCCUGGGGGGGAAGAACGCCAUGGAAACGGCCAAGGUGUCGCCGCCGGCAACCCUGCCCCGCCUGCGUCAUGUGGGCCUCAAAGUGGGCGGGGCUGGCGGCGGCGGCGGCAGGAAACUCACAUGGGUGGGGCUGACCCGGACGGGACCCCCGGGGUUCAUGGUGAACGGGUCCAAGCCGCCCGCCUUCCCCUCGCAGAGACUGCACGCCCUGGGGGCCAAGGGCCUGAGGGGGGACCGCGGCAAGAGGGCGGGGGAGUCGGCCAGAGGAGGGGGGGGAGGAGGGACAGCGGGGGCUGGGGGCACGGGGGUCAAGCGCAACACGGUGCAGCUGCGUCCGUCCCUCCAGCACCGCGUGGCCGAGCUGAACCUGCCGCUGCUGCCCGCCGCCCUGCAGGGGAAGACGGAGAGGAAGAGCCACCUGCACAGCAUGGAUUACUGA
This is a messenger RNA of Gadus chalcogrammus (walleye pollock), 2352 nucleotides long. RefSeq names its product serine/threonine-protein kinase MARK2. Gene Ontology annotation, biological process: intracellular signal transduction; protein phosphorylation. Gene Ontology annotation, cellular component: cytoplasm. The transcript has 13 exons. The coding region runs from base 1 to 2352 and encodes 783 amino acids. Gene Ontology annotation, molecular function: protein serine/threonine kinase activity; ATP binding. NCBI's taxonomy places the organism in Eukaryota, Metazoa, Chordata, Actinopteri, Gadiformes, Gadidae. The record is from RefSeq and is a predicted model, not a curated record.